This is a messenger RNA of Brassica oleracea var. oleracea, 471 nucleotides long. RefSeq lists its product as uncharacterized. The transcript has a single exon. Gene Ontology annotation, molecular function: RNA-DNA hybrid ribonuclease activity; nucleic acid binding. The coding region runs from base 1 to 471 and encodes 156 amino acids. NCBI's taxonomy places the organism in Eukaryota, Viridiplantae, Streptophyta, Magnoliopsida, Brassicales, Brassicaceae. The record is from RefSeq and is a predicted model, not a curated record.
AUGGAAGACAAGACACCUUUGGAAACCUUACAAUUGACAUGUCAAGAGGCGGAAGCUUGGAGGAUGGCACAGAUGGUGGAGACAACCUUUACGGCUGAAGAAAACAACCACGCAACAGCUCCUCACGUCACAGUCGAGUUGCCCUGGCUUUGGAGGUGUCAAGUCGACGCGUCAUGGCUGGAGACUAGUGAUGGAGUUGGAAUGGGUUUUAUUCUCUAUGAGCAGGAAACAGAAGUACUAAGAGGACAUGGCAAAAGAUCACAGACAGAUUCUCCACUUCACGCAGAGGCAGAAGGCUUAUGUUGGGAGAUGAAGGAGAUAAGAAACCGAGGCCUGGCUCGGGUUUACUUUGAAUCCGACUGCCAACAGCUAGUACACAUUAUCCAACAGAAGAAAGAAUGGCCUGUACUAGAACCAGUAUUGGACGACAUCCAAGCUAUUAAAUCUUCUUUUGAUGUUUUUUUCUCUUAA